CGCGCGCGCGGGGCGGAGCUCGGCGCCCGGCUCCUCCUCCGCGCCCGGGGGCGGCGGGCCGUCCAGCCAGCCCGCAGGGCCCGGGAGGAGGAGCAGGGCGAGAAGGUAGGGUGGCAUCACAGCCCUCAUGGAGCCCAACGUGCGCUUCUGGAUCACCGAACGCCAAUCUUUUUUUCAAAGAUUUCUUCAGUGGACAGAAUUAUUGGAUCCUACAAAUUUGAUCAUUUCAGUUGAAAAAAUAGAAAAAUCAAGGCAGCUGUUGUUAACAAAUGAAGAUGCAUUCGGAUCUUUGGAGGACCAAAGGAUACAGGAGGCUUGGAAGAGAAGUCUUUCAACAGUACAUCCUGACAACAGCAAACUGAUCCCUGUUCCUUUUCGACCUGCAGCGCUCCUGCCUUUCACGGCACCCAUGGUAUUUUUGUCUCUGGUGUCAGUAAAAAGUCUCAAGGCCAUGGUCUUACCUCAGUUUUCCUUCUUCACCUAUACUACAACAUUCAACGUCAUCAAUGGAAACGCAAGUUACGACUGUCGUCCAUAUGAGAGUAUAUCGCUAGCGGCAGGAGUAAUUGCUUCUUCAACCUUUCUUGGAUUAUUGCCUCGUUUGUUCCAAGUGAGGUAUUCACUGAAUAACGUUUUGGUGAGAAGAGCCCUUCCUGUCAUUGUUCUCGCUCAAGUCAGCGCAAUGAAUGUUGUUGCAUCCCGAGGUUUAGAGCCCAUGCGGGGGAUUGAGGUCAUGGACAAGGAAGGCAAUGUCAUAGGCUAUUCCAGAAAAGCUGGGACGAAGGCUGUUAAAGACACAGCAGCCACCAGAGCAGUGCUGUUUGGGACCUCAGCUGUCAUCCCUGAAGUCUUCUCAUACUUUUUUAAAAGGACCCAGUUCUUCCUGCAAUACCCGUGGUCCCUGUGGUCCUUUAAGCUCUCCUGUACUAUCCUUGUGAUGGGGCUGAUGGUGCCAGUCUCUCUCAGCAUUUUCCCACAGAUUGGACGGAUACAAUGCAGUAAGCUUGAAAAGGAAAUUCAGUCUGCAACGGAAGAAACGGAGCUCUUCUAUAACAGAGGGAUAUAGGGAUGUUUUAGGUGGAUCUGUUUGGCUCCUGCUUGAAAACCUUCCUGUCCUCAAGGUUUCAGUUUCAAGAACUCUGCCAGAAUUCUGGAAAGGCCAGAGGGCUCUGGCUGACAGGAUGGCUCCCCGGCACACAUCCAAGGCUGUGUGGUGCAGGGGUUUUAAGCCUGGAUGAAGAGAGAAAUGUGAGGCUGCCUGACCCACCCCCAUGUGGUUGCCGACUGGUGGGUGAUGUAAGACUCAGUUGUCUGUCAGCCUCUGAAAGGAUACAGUGAAAUGACUAAUAAACUUGUCUAAUGUUGCGUAUUUGAGAAAAUAAA
Molecule: messenger RNA, 1383 nt
Organism: Manis javanica (Malayan pangolin)
Lineage: Eukaryota; Metazoa; Chordata; Mammalia; Pholidota; Manidae
Gene: SFXN4
Product: sideroflexin 4
Biological process (GO): monoatomic ion transport; mitochondrial transmembrane transport
Cellular component (GO): mitochondrial inner membrane
Molecular function (GO): monoatomic ion transmembrane transporter activity
Source: RefSeq, a predicted model, not a curated record